Messenger RNA from Pseudozyma flocculosa PF-1, 1467 nucleotides. RefSeq lists its product as uncharacterized. The record is from RefSeq and is a predicted model, not a curated record. Bases 1 to 1467 code for a protein of 488 amino acids. The transcript is spliced from 3 exons. NCBI's taxonomy places the organism in Eukaryota, Fungi, Basidiomycota, Ustilaginomycetes, Ustilaginales, Ustilaginaceae. Gene Ontology annotation, cellular component: cytosol. Gene Ontology annotation, biological process: protein import into peroxisome matrix.
AUGUCCGAGCCCACAACCGCAAGCGCACCGCCGCCCAUGCCGCCCCGUCCCGAGACGGCGGCGCCCGCGGCGGCGGGAGGAGCCCCGGCUGGCGACGCCGAGUCCAAGCCCAAGAACAUCAGCCGCGACGGCCAGAAGAUCGCCGACAUGGAGUACUACGACCUGCUCGGCGUCGCGGGGGAUGCCAGCGACCUCGAACUCAAAAAGGCCUACCGCAAGGCUGCCAUCAAGAACCACCCGGACAAGGGCGGUGACGAGGAGACGUUCAAGAUGAUCGGCGAGGCCUACCGCGUGCUCAGCGACAACCACCUGCGCGCCGACUACGACAAGUACGGCAAGAAGAAGCCCACCGACGAGGUCGGACUCAAGGAGGCGACCGACAUGUUCGGCUCCCUCUUCGGCGGCGAGCGCUUCGUCGACCUCAUCGGCGAAAUCAGCCUGAUCAAGGACUUUAGCAAGGCGUCCGAGAUCAUGAUGACCGACGAGGAGCGCGAGGAGCUGGAAAAGCAGAUGAAGGCCGAGCACCAAAAGGGCAACGGCAACGAGUCGGUCGAGGCGACGCCGCCGCCGGCGACGGCCAGCACGGCGAGCGAGGGUGCCGAGGCGGCUGCCGCUGCCGCUGCGGCGGCUCCGGGCGCCACCGAGGCGAGCGUCGCCGAGGCCAAGAAAAAGGAAGAGGCGAGGCAGAAGCAGAAGCUGACGGCCGAGCAGCGCGAGAAGCUCGAGGCGCUGGAAAAGGAAAAGGAGGAAAAUGAGCGGAAGCGGGUCGAGGAGCUGUCGCAGAAGCUCAAGGACCGCAUCCGGCCGUUUGUCGAGGCCAAGAACCCGGGCGACAAGGACGACAGCGAGACGCAGAUCUUUGAGCGCAAGAUGCGCGAAGAGGCCGAGGACCUCAAGCUCGAGUCGUUUGGCGUCGAGCUGCUCCACGCCAUCGGCAACGUCUACCUGAUGAAGUCGACGUCGUGGAUCAAGACCAAGCAGCACAAGUUCCUCGGCCUCAGCGGCUUCAUGAGCCGCAUGAAGGAAAAAGGCGCCGUCGUCAAGGAGACGUGGGGCAUGCUCGGCAGCGCGCUCAACGUCAAGGCGUCGAUGGACGAGCUGGCCAGGAGGCAGGAAAAGGGCGAGAUCCCCGAAGACGAGCUGCGCGCCCUCGAGCAGGACAUGAGCGGCAAGAUGCUCCUCGCCACCUGGAGGGGCACCCGCUUCGAGGUGUCGAGCGUGCUGCGCCAGGUCUGCGACAACGUUCUCAACGAAAAGGGCGUCGACGACAAGGUGCUCCUCAACCGCGCCCGCGCCAUCGCCUUCCUCGGCGUCAUCUACAAGGACGUCCAGCCCGACGAGGGCGACGACGAGCGCCGCGAGCUCGAACGCCUCGUCGCCGAGGCCGCCGGCAAGAACAAGAAAAAGGCAAAGAAGGACAAGCACCACGGCGCCAAGCACUCGGGCACCUCGACGCCCGUCGUCUGA